AUGCCAAAAAGGGAGAAGUCGACAAAACGCGUCAAGUAUCGGCGACGUAUCAUCAAGGACAGUCGAAGACGAACGUCUCGAGCUAUUUUUGACGUCGACAAUGAAAACGAAUCACCGGUUCGCACGGUCGGAUGCUUGAUGUCAAGAAGGGCUCAGCUUUUGGACACAACGGUAUCGGAUACCGGUAUUUCGAGUCAAAAUCGGAAACGUGGAGCUGCAACAUUUGACAAAGCUGAGACGUUUUGUCGGUCGCUUUCGAGUCAAAAUCAACAGAUGGUCAAAAAAAGGAAACCGUCAACACGAGCAUUUACCGACAUACCGACAAUGAAAGACAGUAAAAAGCUGGAUCUCCCAUCUGUCAAAAAUGGAGUGGUACAAGAUACCGUCUUACCGGACGAAGCAGUAUCCAGUCAGAACGUCCUUAAUUGUGGACGAAUUCUCAAGCCGGUAAGUCAUAUACAAAAUGCCGGUACAGCAUCACGAAGACUCCGUUUACCCACAGUCCAGUCGAGCAAACAUCCGGACCUUAACGUGAUCACUCCAAAAACUGUGGCGAAAGUGAUCCAAGGCAAGUACGAGAACCACUUGGCACAAACGUUCCAGCUGCUGGACUGCCGGUUCCCUUAUGAGUUUCAAGGUGGAAGCUUGACAGGUGCCAGGUCAUUGUGUGACCCGAAAAAAAUGGAGAUGCAGCUAUUUUCGACGGCGACAACAACAACUUUUGACGACUCCAGACGUCCAGUCCUUAUUUUUUUCUGUGAGUUCUCGGCCACUCGUGGUCCCAAGAUGCUGCGUCAUGUACGCAACGUCGACCGCAGCUUACACGUGGACUCGUAUCCAGAGCUCUACUAUCCCGAGUUGUACCUUAUCGAGGGUGGCUACAAGCACUGCUUUGAAACGCUGCGACAUGAGCUCUGUGCACCUUUGGCGCUGUACGUGGCGAUGGGAGACAAACGGUUUACUGAGAUGUGCCGCCACGAAUUUGCAGUCUGGAAACGAAGCUGGAAAUUGCAUCGAACGGUUGCAAAGUGUGUGGAAAAAGUGAAGAUGUCGGAAAAGGUCAGCAGCUGUUGUGAUCAAGCUCGUUUGACUUUAUCUGGCGUCCGCUCGCUGUUUCAAGAGCUGUAA
Molecule: messenger RNA, 1128 nt
Organism: Peronospora matthiolae
Lineage: Eukaryota; Oomycota; Peronosporomycetes; Peronosporales; Peronosporaceae
Source: the annotation of a GenBank genome assembly